Messenger RNA from Amoebophrya sp. A120, 6541 nucleotides. Lineage: Eukaryota; Dinophyceae; Syndiniales; Amoebophryaceae. The record is from the annotation of a GenBank genome assembly.
CAAGGCAAAGUAUAAAGUUAAAGUCACAAUCGGAGAAUGGUCGUGUUUCGCCUGUAUUGACGUCGUUCAUCAUCAAACAACUGUUAAUAUUUCUGUUCUUCCACAGAACCAAGGAAAGAAUUUGUGUCCAACAUGAGGCUUUACCUUGUCGCCGCCGUUCUUGCGGCAAGCUCGCCUGUGCCUCUGGAGGGCGCACACUCGCCACAGACGGCGUUGUCCCGUACCAGCUCCUGUGGCGCUGGGCAGUGUCGGGCCCACGGCGACCGUAGUGUCUUCGAUGACUCGGAUUUGGAUGAUCUGGAACAGAUGAUGCACAGUGGCGCUGCAGCAGCCGGCGGCAGCGCGUCCGGCCCGGGGGCGCUUUCCAGCAUGGCGGCCAACCUGCAACAGAGAAACUUGCUUCACGACUUGCGGGAAAAAGUGCAGCACAACAAAGCAGGUGCGACCAGUGCCUCUACUUCCGCCGCGCGAGGUGAAGGUCGGGGCUCGUUUCUGAAAACGUGCUCUGGUGGGGUCAAGUCUUGUCCGCGACGGACGCGCAAAACUUGUCCUCAGCGGCUCCAGCAGCUGCCGCUCGUGGGCGGCAGAAUUGCUUCUGCUGGUGCGGGGGCCCCGGGCGUAGAAGAAACAGAAGAGGAUGCUGACGUGGAGAGUUUCGACGAUUUGCAGAAGUCCUGCAGUUCGCGCUCAGCGGGCUCUGCAUCCGGUGCCUCUCCGUUCAAGAAAAAGCUUUCCACCCGCAGCGGCGGCGGAGGCGGCAACUAUACUGGCGCCCCCACUCUGGUGUUCAGUCGGCAACAUUCCGAGCGCCCCUCUUUACUCCUCGACCAGAUGGAAAUGAGUGCCAAAAAUGGAAGAGCCGCAAGGGGAGUGUUGUUUUCACCCGCUGUUGCUACUGUGGGGCAGGAGCCGCGCAACGGGACAUCCAUUACAGGAACCCCAUUGGAAGUAUCAUCCACCACAGCGGGCAGCAGCAGCAACAGCAACCUGUCUGCGCUCGACCGGGAAGAGCUGGAGUGGGCGGCGGCCAACGCCGCACCCAGGUGGCCGGUUAGCUUGCACUUUUCGUCCACCACGACAGACUCCAACUGCUCUCCCCUGCAGGACGGCGGGCGGAGAAGCAAGUGCUUUCCGAGUCACGCUGCUGGCAAAUACGGAGCUCGUGGGGGCCAACAGCAAUUUCGCUGCUGGCCUCUGUCGAAGCUUUUCCCGGCGUCGAUGGGUGGACGUGGUUUGCGGUACGCUGCCGUCGUGAAGCACGCUGGCAAACAAGGUCGCGGUAGCACUCCUUUGGCGCGCCGGAGUAGCAGUGCUUCCUCUGGGGGGAGCAAAAAGCCUUCAGGCGCACUGGCGACACGCCGGCCCGGGCGCUUUGGUUCGCGACGGACCAAAGGUAUCUACAGAUACACUACCAGCAAUCCUAAUUCUUAUUUUUUUAUCACUUAUUUCUUGUCGUGUUGAUUUUGCAUACUGAACAAGGCACCAGAACCAGUUUAUCCGUAGUACUAACUAUUCAAUGACUUAGCUGCUCAUCUCUAUUUCAGGCAGUGCAGCUCGGGUUAUCGGUGCUACAGCUGUCUGUGGCCUGUGCGUCGCGGGUAUGGUUGUGCCCCGGAAAGAAGGCCUACUCCGGGACGUAUUCGACAUGCAGAAGCUCCGCAGCGCCCUUCCAGAACUGGCCAAUCACGCGGGGAAAACUGUGCGUGAAGAAUGCAAUCGGUUGGUCGACAAUGUCAAGACGCAGAUCUCGCAGCAGGGACAGCUACUCUUAGGCUCCAGGGACGAAGCUGGUUCAAAAGCGGAAGCCUUUUCAACAUCAGCCGCGCCAACGCAGCAAUUGGUUGACGAGGCGGAAGACGAUCAGUGCUGCGCAGCCCACGAUCUGCCAGGGGGACCCCACAACUCCGCCUUCCUUCUGCGCAUGAAGCAAAAUCGGCAGAAAAAUGGGGCGCAGCUCACUGGUGCGGGUGAAGAUGCAAAAGUACUUCGUAGUCCCGCGCCGGAGUUGGGCGGCGAGGUUUGUCGACCCGUGCAACAAGAGGGGCAGUCUUUUACCAGCAACAUUAGUGUCCGUCUCGCACCUGCUGUUUGUGCAUUCGUUCUCGGUGGUCUGACCGAACAGCGAAUGGCAAGGCGGAACCAGCGCCGUCGCGCGCUGCACUACGGAUCUAGGGCGAUAGCUACACGAAUGGCACAAGCUGGGGACGACCAGAGCAGAGCAGGGGAAAAGAAAGACGACGAGCCGGGCGAUCAAGAAGAAAGUCAAAGUAAUCUUUCCACCCUGAACAAGAAGAGACCGUCGGUGCGCUCGCGUUUGGGAAGAUCGCUUCGCAGGCUGGUUGGCCAGUACCUGCGUCGCACAGGGACGGACUCCAAGAACUUUAUGGAGAGAGACGCUGCGUCUGCUUCUCCAAUGGAAACCGGAGCCUCUUCGCCCGCAGAAGACCUGGUUGGUUCAGACAGGGGCGAGGACGGCUGCAAAGUGGCGUACCCGCAGAGCAAGGAAGACCCGGAAGCGGUCGCGCGAUACAAGGCCAAGAAACAGAAAGACGAGAAGAGCGAGCUGCCUGGUUCAUCUUCAUCUUCUUCCGGCGGCACCACCAGCAGCUCGUCGAAUCAUGCUGCACAGGAACAGGAUUUUCUGAGCAGCUACCGCGGCAAAUCGACCAAUGUCGGCCCGUGGCUGGACGCGCACUUUGGCGCCGUUACUUCCUACUCCUCAGCAGCUGCGAUGGAUACUGGAGCUCAGGAUUACGUUCUGGGUGGCGUAGACAGCUUCAGCCCGUCAACGGCACGAACAAAGGGAGUAGCCAAGCAAUCCUCGUCGAGUACUCAAGCCGCUACCGCACCAGGACCACCAACGCCGUCUACAAGCGCGACUACAUCGGCGUCUCUGGCGAGUGCUAGCUCGUCAGCACUUGCUGGCGGUACCUCCACACCCGGCAGCAACUCCUCGGGGUCGAGCUCGGCCAUGAGUGCCGCCACAGACGAUGAAACCGAUCCCGAUCCAACGGGUAGAAGUUCUGGCGGAAUCUCUAACUACAAGGCGACCACCAGCACCCCGACCUCCACCUCGUCCGAACAAGUCAAUUAUAGCGAUGCAUCUUCCACCACAAAAAUGCCGGAGCGGAAGGCACCCGUCGCGAAGAAGCCCUACCAGUCCUCUGUGUCUGACAAGGACAUCGUAGAAACCUUCAUGAGGAUGAACGAGGGCAAGAGUAGUUGCAAGGACGGCUAUUGCGACCUAGUACAGCAGGAACAACAAGCUGCUCCGGAGCAGCAGAAGAGAAACGACGAAAAGGAGUCCAUCGGGCAGCGAAUCAAGGAGAAGGUGAAGGAGGAGCUGGGUUUUGCUAAAACCGACUUGCAACAGCUGCUCCGGGGUUUCGUCGAGGGGUCCGGCCUGGACAUCGCGGAAGAGACCGUGAAGGAGAUCGAGCUGGAGGCGGAGACGCUGAAGAAGGCGAAGCAACAUUUUCAGCAAGCUGAGCAAGCGUUCGGGCAGGGAAAUCCUUUGGGGUUUUUAGACCAAAUGGGCGACAUGCUGGCCCUACUGGGGCAGGUGUUCGAGAAAGUGCCGGCCACGCUUGGCGAGUUAAAGCAGGAGGAGCAGACCAUUCGCGACGUUUUGAAGAACCCAAUGAUGUUCCCUACUAGGACGGCCGAGCGGUUGUUCCGCAAUUUCGGUGAGAUCGCAGAGGAUUGGAAAUCGGCAUUCCAAGCGUUCCGGGCGAAAAACUACUUCGAAUGUGGCAAGGAGCUGGGGGCGAUUGUUAAGGUAAGUAGUACGACGUUCCCCCGUUGGACCUGUUUUAUCCUCUUUUGGAUCAUGACCAUUUUUGCGUAGAGCAUUAUAACGAAAAACGAAAAAUGUUCUUGACAACUCUCAGGUUCAGCUAGCAUGAAGACAUCUUCAUGGUAGUCCUUGACAUCAAACCUAGACUUUGCACUCCGACGCACGUUGGCGACUUUUUGAAUAACGUUCUGACUAUCACUGCGAGUAGUGCUUGUCGGUGAAAAUUUGUAAUACGCCAAAAAACCACUACAGCUUGUGCUGGAGAAAAAGCACGACCGGUCAGACCCCAACCACGAUCUGCAGCAGCUCCUUCUUUUCUCUCCGUCGAAGCCCUCCCCGCAGGAACGCGCGCAACUGAUCAAGGGUCUACUGGAGGGCAUGGGGUUCCACACCACGGAUGAGUUUUUCGUGGACACCAACACCGAAACGCAGGACUUGUUCAACUAUGGAAGCGUCAGGUUUGAAAUCGUCAAAGUUGAAAUAAUUUGCAAUGCAUAAAAUGCGAUACAAAGUCAAAGAGUGACUCUAUUGCAGAGGACCCAAGGGAGGCAGAUUAUAGUCCUGGUAAGGGUCAAAAGUUGGACUGCUAACUAGCAUGACAGAAGGCAGCUCUUUGCCCUAAACCGCGUGACAGACUCGCUUCCAGGACCGGGAAAAUUUGCCAUGCGCCGACUACAAACUGUAGGUCUAACUGGUAUCCAUUUUAUGCAUGACAAACUAUUUCUAUUUCAACUUUGACGAUUUCAAACCUGACACAUCCAUAUCAACGCAGUGGUGGUCAUCGCGCGAGCGAUCAGCUGGAGGAACGUAACGCUGCUCGGCCAGGGCUUGGAGAAGCUGGGAAAGUCGCUGCAAAACUUGCCGCAUUUGUACUAUUUGCUACAGAAAUCAGAGCAGGAGACCACGCAGAUCGAAAAAAGCUUGCAGUGGCUGGCAGAUGAUCGACGUGACCCGAAAGAAAUCGCGCAAAAGCUGAGUACUUUUGAUUUUUUGUUUUGUUUUACAACGUGCCGUUCAUCAAGCAUGAAAUUCGUUCCUGUUCCUGUAUAACGUAUAUCUAAGUUAAAGUUUGCUAUUUUGUUUCGAGGGUCCGGGGCAGCCGCAGCACCAGCACAUGACAUCACCGAGCUGGAGCUUUAGUUUUGACUACAUGUAGAAGCUCCAUUGCUAUUUUCUAGAGUCAUCGAGUUCCACUUCAGCUGUUGCUGAGGCAGAAGACGUCGGGCGCAAUAAAUUACAAAAAAAAAAUCUAACUUAUUGCACUUGUUCUAUGUUUUUCCUGCAGGUGCGCACCUGUACGCCCAAGGAGAUGACGUCUUGAAGAACAUGGAGUCUUCCUUUGACGCCUGGAAAAGCAAAGACAUCUACACCUUUGGGCUCUCACUCGGGAAGAUUCUUGCGGAUUUAGUGGAUGAGCCGGAGCAGCCGAAGCCCUCGAGUCCAGACACUGUGAAGCCUGCGACGCCGACGGGAAAGAACUGAAAUGUGUCGAAUACUGUCGUCAAGAACUGGCUUGGGCUAGGGUUUCGCUUUUCGCUUUCGGUUCUAACAUUAUAGUUGCAUAUGGAGCGAUAGCUACCAACUCUUCCUCGCGAUACCAGCAUGAGCAACCUGAACCUCAUAUCAUGAUCAUGAACUACAUCAUAACUUUUGUUUUAUUUUCUUUUUGCAGAAAUGAUCAAUUUCAAUUUGUAUUUGAAUGUAGUUGCAAUUCGUCGCACUGCUCUGGUUGCUUCGGGGGCGGAUGACGUUUUUUCAGUCCAGCAAAGAUACGCCUAAUAUUGUUGGUUGCACUUGCAUUGAUUUGUUGCGGUAUGAUGCUUCGUUGUGCAGAAUGAGGAGCAUAGAAAAUAAACUUAAAGACCAUUUUGAUCGUCUUUUUAGCUUUUGCUCUUUGGUAUGUUCGUGUUUACGUUUAGCCUAUUGCUUUCGCUUCUCCGGUGAUACAGAACCGGAUGAGAUCGCUUUAGACUCUUUUAUCACUCUCUUCGUUUGCUACAAAUCAAAGACAAAAAAGUAAAAGUGGCCUCCUCUAGAGAAUACAGCUUAUAUUUUUUGAAUGAUUGUUGGCUUCGUUUGUAAGGGAAAUUUUGCAAACAUAGAUUUUGAAUUUCGAUCCUUCUUUCUGUGGUCUGUUUUCGCAUCGUCACACAGGCGGGUUGUUAUGUUCUUUAUCCAGACUAACGUUGCAACGUCAUCAUCUUGCUACGAAUACAGAUAAAAAGACGUAGAACCCCCUGUCAGUCUAUUCUGGUUGGUGAUUUGAUGAAAGUUGCCUUGUAGCUAUAGCUAAACCUAAACCGCGCGAACGAAGAAGUUGCACGCGUCUACUAGUGGGUGCGUCUGUUCAGUACUUACGUUGAAUGGAGACUUUCACACUUCGUACGUUGACAUCCGCUUUUUGUGUUUGUUUUCGUCCUGACCCACUGGGUAACACGAUGAAGGUAUGAGUCGGUGAGUGAGGGAACCAAAAAAUCGGUUUUGAGUGAAGUUGCAACGUUCAAUAGCAGAAGUAAAUUACUAGAUGAAAAACAUCGGUUUUUUGAGCGAUAGUUUGACACUCGGUUCUCGUUCAUGCAGUCAAUUUAGCGCCAUUUACUACAAACAAUCAACAUGGAAGACGAGGAAAGCGACACCACCUCGUCCCGUGACUAUUGUAGUUACCGCGAUAAAUAAAGUUUAAAGCCACGACGACGACUCAUGAUUCGCAAUGACAGCAUGAACAUCUGCAUACGAACAACAGCU